UUGGGAGAUCGAGGCUAUGUCGAUUUCAGUGAGUGAUGUGUGUCACUAUCCGAAGUCGUACUGUUUGAAUGGCCGGAAAUACUGCUCCGCAAUGGCUCACGGUGAACACGAGCUGUCAGAGUUAUAUCAUCUCAUGUGACUAGCAGUGUAUGGAGUAAGAGGUCAGCUACACAGUUAGCCGCCAGAAGUCACCUGCCGUGGGUUCAGGAUAGCUUCAGAUCGCAGCCUGCCGCGAUAAGCAAAUUCAUUGUAUUCACUCCAAAGGAAACUCGGUCACUCAGUGAAUGAAUACGGGAUUGUCUACCUGUGGAUUAUACACACCUACAUACAGGUACGUGGGACUGUUUCCUUCCGCCUCGGAGUCAUUGUCUUAUCUGUGAAACGUUAGUGGAAAUCUCUCUCCACGCCAUGCCGACGGUCAGUGUUGGCUUGGCUUCGCAGGCCGUCUUACCUUGAUUCACCUGACUGAAUCGGCGUCCCCCAAUGUAAGGCUAUGGGAGGGGGAGCUUCUGUGCAAGUUCUCAUGGUGGGACUGGACACUUCUGGAAAAACUACAAUCUUAUAUCGCCUGAAAUUCGGCCAAUACAUGAACGCUAUACCAACAGUUGGUUUCAACUGCGAAAAGGUCGAAGGAAAGUAUGGCAAAGUAAAAGGAGUGACGUUCACGAUCUGGGACGUCGGUGGAAAGGAUAAUAUGAGGCCGUUGUGGAAGUCGUACUUGCGCUCUGCGGAUGGGAUUAUAUUUGUUGUGGACAGCAGUGAUAAAGAGAGGAUUGAGGAAGCGAGAAUCGAACUUAUCAAGUUUGUUAAGUCUCAAAACACUAACAGUCUACCUUGUCUCGUUAUUGCGAAUAAGCAGGAUUUACCCGAAGCGUUAGACCCGUCGGAGAUAGAGACGAUGUUAUCCCUCUCCGACAUCUCGCGGAGUCAGUUGUGUGAGUUGGCUUCUGCCUGUGCUGUAACGGGGAGGGUCUCCCCGAAGCGAUGGACACGAUGUAUGAAAUGAUUAAGAAAUGGAAAAAGGGCAAAUCGGGGAAAAUAGCGAGGUGACAGAAUUUACAAGUAUUAGUACUACGUAACUGCUUAUCGUGCACUUCCAUGGUUCGGCGAUCGUCAGCGUCACUAGCGAGUAUUGUGCUAUUCUUCCACACUCCGUCAUGACGACAACGACGAUGGCAACAUCAACAACAGCAUCGACUUCGUCAAUUCCUCAUGCGGGACCAAUAUCGUGGUGAUUACCUCACAUCAAAUGUGUCGUGUUAGAUAACAGCAUCUGUGUUCACAUUGUUCAAUGUAUGUUGUUAGUUUGAGAUCAUAAUCUUUCACGCACAGUCCGACUACAACGAUUCAGGAAUAUAUAGUUCUAGAAAUCCCAUGUGUCAAGUAUUAACCUCUGGGUUGUAUCUAGUGGUCACUCGCUGACUGACCAGUGCUGGUCACUGUUUAGAUCACUGUAUAGCUACAUUCGUGUAUGUUGCAGUGGAACGUUGCUGACACCCCUGUCAAUCAACAACUGACAGGUCACGUGCUUGUGUGCUGAUAUUCUGGUGAUAUUUGUGUUUUUCGUACAUUUCAGUUCAACAUGCUAGAUUCAAGAUGGUGCAUUAAUACUCGUCAUCUUAAUUUUAAACGGACAUUCCAAUGUUUUGACUCAAACUACCUUUGAAAUUAUUUUCAAAGGCAUGCAAUAUUAUUAUUUAAUAAACGUAUUUAAUCCUA
Molecule: messenger RNA, 1719 nt
Organism: Haliotis rubra (blacklip abalone)
Lineage: Eukaryota; Metazoa; Mollusca; Gastropoda; Lepetellida; Haliotidae
Product: ADP-ribosylation factor-like protein 4C
Exons: 1
Coding region: 494-1006 (170 amino acids)
Biological process (GO): intracellular protein transport; vesicle-mediated transport
Cellular component (GO): cytoplasm
Molecular function (GO): GTPase activity; GTP binding
Source: RefSeq, a predicted model, not a curated record